UCCAAUAAUAACAUCAUUACUGGAAUCAAAGCUUGAACAAGUGCUCUCCUUGCCACUGAUUCAAUCCAUCUGAAAACAGAGAAUAGAUAUUAUGUUCAUGGGUAUACCAUUUAACAAUUUAAGUUUUCAGAUGAGUUGAUAAUCGAUAAUUUAACUGUUGUUGCAUUGCGGAGAAUUUUAAGAGGAAUUGCAAGUGCAAAUCUUCCUACUAUUGCCUCCAUAUUAAGUACAUAAUGGGGACAUGAGCAUCCCAAACACACUUCAAUAACUGCCAUGGUGGAUCUUGAUCAGAAGUACAGUACUGCACCACCCACCACUACUCACAUGUCUACCAAGAAGAAAGAAUUUCUUUCCACUGCCAUGGAGAGGACUAGUGAAUGGAUUUUCUCCCAAGAGUUUCCUAGUGAUGUCACUGUUCAUGCUGGUGGAGCUUCCUUUACAUUGCACAAGUUUCCAUUAGUCUCGAAAUGUGGAUACAUAAGGAAAUUGGUGUCAGAAUCAAGCGAUGCUGAUCUCUCUGAGAUUGAACUCCCUGACAUCCCUGGAGGGGCAGAAGCAUUCGAGCUCGCUGCAAAAUUCUGUUACGGAAUUAAUUUUGAAAUAGGCACAGAAAACAUUGCCAUGCUCCGAUGCGUGGCUGAAUAUUUAGAGAUGUCAGAAGAUUAUGCAGCUGGAAACCUGGUGGGAAGAACUGAGGCCUACUUGAACGAAGAGGCACUCAAAACCCUCGCAGGGGCAGUUUCAAUUUUGCAUAUGUCAGACAAUCUUCUUCCCAUUGCAGAGACAGUGAAAUUGGUGAGCAGGUGCAUAGACACAAUUGCAUAUAUUGCUUGCAAAGAUAACCAGUUUUAUAUGUCAAGCAGGACAGACAGUGGCUUUGAGGGUGUUAAUUCUUCUUCUUCAGGGUCUCAAUUGAAACCUGUUGCGGAUUGGUGGGCUGAGGAUUUAACUGCUCUCAGAAUUGAUGUAUUCCAAAGGGUUCUGAUUGCAAUGUUGGCUAGAGGGUUUAAACAGUUUGCAUUGGGACCAAUUCUUAUGCUCUAUGCACAAAAAUCUCUUCGAGGUUUGGAAAUAUAUGGGAAUGGGAGGAAGAAGAUUGAGCCGAGACAAGAACACGAGAAGAGGGUAGUUUUGGAAACAGUAGUUAGUCUUCUGCCAAGGGAGAAGAACACCAUGUCAGUCAGCUUCCUCUCAAUGCUGCUUCGGGCAGCAAUAUAUCUGGAGACAACGGUUGCCUGCAGGCUUGACUUGGAAAAGAGAAUGGGGCUGCAACUCGGACAGGCUGUUCUGGAUGAUCUUUUGAUCCCUUCCUUUUCCUUUACAGGAGAUACAUUGCUCGAUGUGGAUGCGGUGCAGAGGAUCAUGAUGAAUUAUUUGGAAUAUGAAUCGGAGGGUAAUCGUUUGGGCUACGGUGGUGGUGAUGAUGAUUUUGUCUCUCCUCCACCGAGUGACAUGGACAGGGUUGGGAGGCUCAUGGAAAGCUACAUUGCUGAAAUAGCAUCGGAUCAGAACUUGUCGGUGUCCAGGUUCAUCAGUCUUGCUGAACUCAUACCAGAACAAUCAAGGGUGACAGAGGAUGGGAUGUAUAGGGCCAUAGAUAUUUACUUGAAGGCCCAUCCUGCUUUGAGUGACUUGGAAAGGAAGAAAGUAUGCAGUGUGUUGGACUGCCAGAGGCUCUCCCGAGAGGCCUGUGCUCACGCUGCUCACAACGAUCGCCUCCCGGUCCAAACAGUAGUCCAAGUUCUCUACUACGAGCAACAACGCCUCCGCGAGGUCAUGGACGGAAGCCUCACAGGCUCUGAAUCCCCUGCUCUGCCCCCCAAAAUGAACCUGUGCACCACCAAUAUCCACCCGGUCUCCGACGAGCUCUCCAGCUUGAAGAGAGAAAAUCAGGACCUCAAAUUUGAGUUACUCAAAAUGAAGAUGAAAUUGAAAGAGAUUGAAAAACCAGCAGACCAAUCAUCCUCGGGUUUAAAUAGUCCUGUGAGAAGACCUCUGUCAUCUUCUGAUAAGCCUCCUCUGCCUCGGAAAUCAUUCAUCAGCUCUGUGUCCAAAAGACUUGGAAAAUUGUAUCCUUUUGUGCGCGGAGACGGAACUCCGAAAGGUCACAAUAAACCCAGCAGAGAUCGGCGCCAUUCCGUAUCUUGAAGACGCCGAUCUCUCUCUGAGCUCCAUUAGCACUCUUGAUGAGUAUGUCAAAUAUGUAAUUCGUGUCAUUUUGGUUCUUCUUAUUUUAAUUGUGUUAAUUUUAUCUCUAAUUUAUUUAAUUUGUGUUUAAAUGAUCCCAAUAGUAUUGAAAAUUUGGACAGGAAUGAUUUUGGGAUUAUUUAAAUACAAGUUGAAUAAAUUAACGAUGAAAUUAAUAUAAUUAAAAUAUUAAAAAUCAAAUUAAAAUAGGAAUGCAUCCGCCGACAAUGUAUUUUACCUUGUCUUUGUUGAAUUAUCAUGGCAAGGCUUGAGAGGAGUCUCCAUGUUUUGUCUUCUGUAUCUAAUUUUUCUUUUUGUGUGAUGUUACUGUAAAUAUUAUAUCAUCAUAAUUUUCUCAUUUAUUAGUACGAAAAUUCAAAUGUGGUGAUUAUAAAAAUAAGCCUUCUAUGUCA
Molecule: messenger RNA, 2600 nt
Organism: Camellia sinensis
Lineage: Eukaryota; Viridiplantae; Streptophyta; Magnoliopsida; Ericales; Theaceae
Product: BTB/POZ domain-containing protein SR1IP1
Molecular function (GO): protein binding
Source: RefSeq, a predicted model, not a curated record